UUAGACCUUUUUGUCUGCAAAACAUGGUUGCAUGUAUCCUUUCCAGACUCCAUUAUUACACUUCACAUCUUUAGGGGUCACCAAGCAAUGGAACUUGAUUUUGGACACUUUGACGAAAGAGAUAAGGCGUCCAGAAACAUGCGUGGCUCCCGAAUGAAUGGCCUGCCAAGUCCCACUCACAGUGCCCACUGUAGUUUCUACCGCACGAGGACCUUACAAGCGCUGAGCAAUGAGAAGAAGGCGAAGAAAGUGCGUUUCUACCGCAAUGGGGACCGUUAUUUCAAGGGGAUUGUUUAUGCUGUCUCCAGUGACCGCUUCCGAAGCUUUGAUGCCUUGCUUGCUGACCUGACCCGUUCUCUGUCUGAUAACAUUAACCUGCCUCAGGGAGUUCGCUAUAUUUACACCAUUGAUGGCAGCAGAAAGAUUGGCAGCAUGGAUGAACUGGAAGAAGGAGAAAGCUAUGUGUGUUCAUCAGACAACUUCUUUAAGAAAGUGGAGUAUACCAAGAAUGUCAAUCCAAACUGGUCAGUUAAUGUGAAAACCUCUGCCAAUAUGAAAGCUCCUCAGUCCCUGGCCAGUAGCAACAGUGCCCAAGCGAAGGAGAACAAGGAUUUUGUGCGUCCCAAAUUGGUGACCAUUAUCCGGAGUGGAGUGAAGCCAAGGAAGGCGGUGCGUGUGCUCCUGAAUAAGAAAACAGCCCAUUCUUUUGAGCAAGUGCUUACUGACAUUACCGAAGCCAUAAAGCUGGAGACAGGUGUCGUAAAAAAGCUGUAUACCCUGGAUGGGAAGCAGGUAACUUGCCUUCAUGAUUUCUUUGGUGAUGAUGAUGUAUUUAUCGCUUGUGGCCCGGAAAAAUUCCGCUAUGCCCAAGAUGACUUUUCUCUGGAUGAAAAUGAGUGUCGAGUAAUGAAAGGAAACCCACCUCCCACCCCAGGCAGCAAGUCAUCUCCAACCCCACAGAAGAGCUCUGCAAAAAGCCCAGCUCCAUUGCGCCGGAGCAAAUCACCAGCUGAUUCAGGUAACCUUCAGGACGCAAAUGGAACAUCAAGUAGCCAGCUUUCCACACCGAAAUCAAAGCAAUCCCCAAUCUCUACACCUACUAGCCCAGGAAGCCUCCGCAAGCACAAGGACCUGUACCUGCCUCUAUCCUUGGAUGACUCUGAUUCUCUUGGAGACUCCAUGUAAAGGAAACCCAGUUCCCCUUCUCCGUAG
Messenger RNA from Notechis scutatus (mainland tiger snake), 1212 nucleotides. NCBI's taxonomy places the organism in Eukaryota, Metazoa, Chordata, Lepidosauria, Squamata, Elapidae. The record is from RefSeq and is a predicted model, not a curated record.